Messenger RNA from Theileria parva strain Muguga, 765 nucleotides. It is a transcript of the gene PPIL4, whose product is annotated as Peptidyl-prolyl cis-trans isomerase-like 4. Lineage: Eukaryota; Apicomplexa; Aconoidasida; Piroplasmida; Theileriidae. Gene Ontology annotation, cellular component: nucleus. The coding region runs from base 1 to 765 and encodes 254 amino acids. Gene Ontology annotation, molecular function: RNA binding. The record is from RefSeq and is a predicted model, not a curated record. The transcript is spliced from 3 exons.
AUGGAGAACCAAGGUGAGAUUUCUCCAAGUGAGAAGGAGGCUCUGGCCAAGGAGUUCCGCGAUUUGGAGGAGAUUCGGACCAGAGAAGCCAAAUCUCGCGCCGUGGUUUUGGAGAUUUUAGGCGAUAUUCCAGAUGCUGAUAUUACACCUCCCAAGAAUGUGUUAUUUGUUUGCAAAUUAAACCCCGUUACUGAAGAGAAGGACUUAAAAAUUAUCUUUUCAAGAUUUGGAAAUGUCAAGAGCUGUGACAUUAUCAAGGAUUACGUCACCGGCGACUCCCUUCAGUAUGCUUUCAUCGAGUUUGAAACUGAGGAAUCGUGCAAUGAAGCCUAUUUUAAGAUGCAGAAUGUCCUAAUUGAUGACAGAAGAAUCCAUGUUGAUUUCUGUCAGUCAGUUUCUGGCUUUUGGAAACGUUUCUACAACAGAGAAACAUUCACACGAAAUAAACGCCACAAUUCUGACAAAAAUUACCCCAAAGAUCGCAAAAAUUAUCACAAAAGUUAUCAAAAUAAUGAAAAAAGUUAUCAAAAUAAUGAAAAAAGUUAUCGAAAUAAUGAAAAAAGUUAUCGAAAAAGUUAUAAAAGGUAUGGAAAUCACUAUAACAGGGACAGAAGUCCUGAACAUCGCCACUCUCGGCGGAGAUCACGUUCUCGUUCCAGAGAAAGACAUCGCAAACGCAGUAGGAGUAGAGAUAGGCACAGAACUGAAAGGCACCGCACCCGUAGUAGGAGUAGAGAUAGGCACAGAAGCCGUCGUCAUAGCUAG